Molecule: messenger RNA, 825 nt
Organism: Lacerta agilis (Sand lizard)
Lineage: Eukaryota; Metazoa; Chordata; Lepidosauria; Squamata; Lacertidae
Product: peptidyl-prolyl cis-trans isomerase FKBP3-like
Exons: 3
Coding region: 1-825 (274 amino acids)
Molecular function (GO): peptidyl-prolyl cis-trans isomerase activity
Source: RefSeq, a predicted model, not a curated record
AUGGAGGGUGACAUCGCUUCUGGGCACAGCCCCACUGCUGCCACAGAGAAGGAGUGGGUCAGACUGAGGAACAGUUGCAACGCAUCAAGCAUUGGCGGAGACGCCCUGCCCAAGAAGGAGAUCGUCCGCUUCCUGCAGGAGCAGGCGGUGCACAAGUUCCUGUCAGAGCACAAACUACUAGGACAGAUAAAAAAUGUGGCCAAGACAGCCAGUAAGGAGCAGCUGAUCACGGCAUAUAAUGCGCUCGUUGCAACCAAGAGAUUUAAGGGUACUGAGAGUCCAGAGCAUGUAGCAGAGCAAGUGAAAAACGUCAAGAUUGAUGAAGAGAAGCCCAGGGAGACAAAGCCUGAGGAAGCUGUGGAUGAGCCUCCCGCCCCCAAAUAUACAAAGUCAGUACUGAAGAAGGGCGAUAAAAUCAACUUUCCCAAAAAGGGCGAUGUCGUUCACUGUUGGUAUACAGGGAAGCUGCAAGAUGGAACAGUCUUCGACGGUAAUAUUCAGACCAGUUCAAAGAAAAAGAAAGCGGCAAAACCGCUGUGUGGGAAUACGCUCCAAUACGAUCUUGUGCUGCCCCCCGAACCUCCUACCAUCUCUCCAAAAUCUCACGACCUUCUGGAAUUGUUGGAGCAGGUUACUCCAACACCGCUGAGCGUUGGAAAAGUGAUACGAGGCUGGGACGAAGCUCUGCUGACCAUGAGCAAAGGGGAGAAGGGACACCUGGAAAUUGAACCAGAAUGGGCUUAUGGGAAGAAAGGGCAGCCGGAUGCCAAAAUUCCACCAAAUGCAAAACUUUUCUUUGAAGUGGAACUGGUGGAUAUUGAAUGA